Molecule: messenger RNA, 174 nt
Organism: Bipolaris zeicola 26-R-13
Lineage: Eukaryota; Fungi; Ascomycota; Dothideomycetes; Pleosporales; Pleosporaceae
Exons: 1
Coding region: 1-174 (57 amino acids)
Source: RefSeq, a predicted model, not a curated record
AUGUUCUCGGUUUUGCGCUGCAUCAGGGCCCAAUGGCAGAAACGCAAUUUCCUGGACGCCUGCUUCCCGCGAGAUUUUUUUUUCCAGGGCUUCCUUGGCUUGUUGCGAGUUUGUUCCCUCUCGAGUGCAGCACUUGCUAGGUUAAUUGCAUUGCGUGGCCUGACCAACGGAUGA